CGCAAAACAAGCAGCGCUGAGCGUAAAACGCCGUCCGCGCGGCCGCGAGGCAGCCAUCGGUGGCGGAACGAGGCGUUGUCAAGUGCUCACGGAGCAGCGCGAGCUGCCCGCCGCGGAAGAACCGGCGCCAAGGCCUUUGUGAGGCAGCCCAUAGCAUAGAGUAGCCCGGAGCAGCCCGAGCGUAGAGCGAGCUGCCCAGCAUGGAGGACACGGCACCCGACGCGCUGCCGGUGGAGACCGAGGGAGUUGCGGCGGCCCCGGGCCCGGCGCCCGGCGCGGCCGCGGCCCCGGCCCCCGCUGCGAUGUUCCAGACCUUCGUGCCGAGCCCCACUAGGAAGAAGUCCGUGACCGUAAGACGCCAAAAUGAGAAGUACCGGCCCAAGAAGACGGUGCUCGUCGCCCGAAAACCGAGAGAGGACGACCUGCUGGACCGCAAUCGCAUGAGCAACGUGGCCUCGCCGGCACGACUCAAGGGUCUGAGACGCCUACCAAGGAACGCGGGCGUCAUCGAGCGAAGUGUGCUCGGCGAGGCCGACAAGUUCGUCGAGCACGAGGUCUACUGCAAGUACGGCGACGACGGAAAACCCGACACGCCGGCGUCCUCGCGCGCGCGGACGCCGUCCGACGUUUUUCCUGUGGAGGCCUUUUCGGCGGGGGAUUUGACGACCGACGAGUCUUAUGUGGAUGCGCUCAAAGCGAAGGCGGCCGAGGUCGAAAUCAUUCAAUUCCAGGAAACGGCUGCCCGGGACGACUCGACCUUCAUCCCCGACGCCGAGGACACCUUUGGAGGUGCGAGGGAAGCGAGAGCUCUCAAGCGGUGGAAGGAGCAGCAAAAGGACUGGCGGCGACUCACCGCAACUUUUGCCAAAAAACAGGGCAAACCUGCGGACGAAGUGCUCAUGAUGAAGUCCUGCGAAGAUUAUCGGGAGCAGUCCGAGAACUUCCAGAUCAUCCAGGCCUCCAUUCCGCAAGAGGAAAGCGCGGGCGAGUCGUACUGGGAGAUGAACCUGCGGGGCGAAGGGCAGCGCAUGGUGCGCGUCGGGAAUUUAUUUUCGGGCUUGUAUUGUCCUCUGAAGAAGGGCGAGAAAGCCCCUCAACAGAUCAGGAGGCCGAAAUUACCUGGUUCGGCCGCGGGCUUGACAACACGCUCUUUGGGAGAAAAGAAGGACUGGCGGUCGGACCCCUACAUGCUGAAGCGCAAGAAGCAGUGGGAGAAGGGCCUGAAGACGCUGCAGCCCCACUUGGUUGGCUCCGGUGACGACGCGACGGAAUUGGCGGUCGUCGGUACGGACCUAUUCCGGUGGGCCGCGGACGCUUCCGAGGACGUCCUCAAUGCCAGAAAUGUCGUCAGCGAGCCCCCUACGAUAGUAGAGGAAGAGCCAGAAGUGGUAGAACCAGUGGUCAAGCCUUUGCCAAGACUCGAGGUCGUCGGGAAUGCUUUGCUGCACUUGGAAGCAACCCAUUCAGGCAAAGCCGGCAAGAAUUCGGUGACGCUGAAAAAUACGAGUGACAAGGUCAUGUUCUUCGAGUGGCGGCUCAACUCGAAAGGUCCGGACCGGGCCCCGGACGACGAGCUCUGGGUCGAGCGCGGUCCCAAGUACAAGGACGGCACGCCCAUGGACGACAAGGUCUUUGCGACGAACAAAGACUGCUUCUUUCAGUGCAUGACUCCAAGUGGUUCCAUAUUACCUGGUUGUUCUACUAUUUGUCGCUUCGCGUUCAAGUCGCGGGUGCCGGGCUGUUUUGUCGAAGAGUGGCAGCUCAAGGUGCGUCCUAAAGCGGAGAUUACGGGUCUCAUAAAACUCAGUAACGCGAAGAAGGGCAAGAAGUGCAAGAAGCGCCAGGGCAUCUCCCUACAAGGCUACCAGCAGCCGCCCGAGGACAAGCCGCACAUGCGCGACCAUGUUGAUGCGAUUCUUGAGAAGCACGUCGGGCCGGAUAUUUGCAGAGAGAUUUUGUAUGAGGUGUUGUGGGAUAUUGAUCUGUCUCCCGCCGGUGCCGAGAGGGCGCGGAACGCGUCUCACAAGGCAAAGCUCGAGGCGCGGAACGCUUGUCGAGGCCUCGUGUUCACGCCUGAUCGGUGGGCCGCCUUCGAGGAAUUGAGAAAGGACGCGCGCGUCGCCAAGAAGGAGAUCGAGGCGCCGGAGGAAGAGAUAACCGAAGAAGAGGCCUGCGCGCCGGCGCCGGCGCCCGGGCCGGCCCCCGCGGUAGAAGAGGCCGCGCCGCUUCCAGCACGUCGACUCGAGCCGCGCGAGGUCGACGUGUUCGGACACAAAGCCGACCAGGACGUAGUAGCUCCGCCGCCGCCCGUCCCGGAGGACUGGGACCCCGAGGCCCUGGGCCUGCCCGACUGGAUGCCGCCGGUCCCGCCCAUCGACCCGACGUGGGGUUUGGGUGCCGCGCGCGAGAAGUACCGGAAGCGCAAAGAAGCGGCAAAGCCGGAUCCGGAUGAGUGGGACGGUGAUAUAGACGCCAUCGAGGCGCUGAUCGCGUCGAUUUCCAUUCCCGAGGCCCCCGAGGACGAGGCGCUCACUGUUGCUACGAGAGAGAAGGGUUCCGACGACGAUGAAGAGGAGGACGAGGAAGAAGAGGAAGAAGAGGAGGAGGACGAGGAGGACGACACUCUGGCCACGGGCGCGCCGCCUCGAAAGCCGGCGCCGCCCGCCGACCCGCGCGAACGGCGCAUCCUCUCAUUGAAAAUGAGGUUCACGUCGUUGUUGGCGUCCUGCUCCACCACGGCCGACGAGGACUGCGCUAUCGACGCCCUGAAGCCGCACCUCGAUGGAGUAAUCGAGAAGGCCGCCUUCGCGCUCACGACCUGCGAGGCCGUCGCGGCUCUGGAGGAUACGAAGCCGCCCGCGGCGCUCGGCGAGGACCCGGACGCGCUGAAUGGUGCGUUGGAGGCAUCGAUAGCCGCGUCGGACGCCGUCGCGGCGCUCCCGCCGCCCAAGGUCUGGGACUCGGCCCAGAUGAAGUAUGUGGACGGACCCAAGGUCGUCCAGGAUUUAGCAAGAGAGGAGGGCCUCGAGGACUUCGGCGCCGCGUGCGUGACUGGAGAGGGCCAGGACGCGUAUCGCGCGGCGGCCUGCGCGUCGGUCAAGCGGUUGCUGGCUGAUAUGAUAGGGCCGCCCUCUCCAGAUGAAGAGGACGCCCCGGACGACGCGACGGCGGCCACCUUCCCGGCGCCGCCCGCGCGGCGGCCGAACGCGGUCCACGACGCCAUCGCCCAGCGGGCCGAGGACAUCGCCUCCAUCCAGGCGGCGCGGCCGGAGGACGUCGAUGGGAAGGUCGUGCUCCUCCAGGCCGACCUCGACGUUUCUGUGGAUGAAGAUAUAGACGAGGACGACCUCCCGGAGGCCUUCCAGCGCGUCGCGAAAACGCUCGAGACGCUCACGGCGGCCAAGGCUGUAUUGAUAGUGACGGAGCUCGCCGAGGGGUCGACGAAAUCCUUGGUGGAGCCGCUCAUCCACGCGGCCGGCCCCGACUGGGCGCCGCGCUUCGUCGGAGAUAUUGCACGAGCCAAAGCCAUCCUGGAGAAAAUGACUGAUGAGGACGAGGACGACGCGACGCCUUUGUUCAUCCUGGAAGCGCGGAACUCCGGGCCGGCGCUGUGCACGGUCAUCGAUCGCGAGAUCGUCGUCGACGAGGACGCGCCGGCGCUCCCCUACUGGGCCGACGCCGACGACGCCGAGGCCGCUGAAGCAUGUGAAAACGCCUUCCGGGAGAACGACGCGGGCUAUCGUUUAACAGAGCUCGCCGAUAUCUUAGUGCAGGACUCGCUGAACGCCUUCAUGCCAACAUACAACGUCGAACGGAUGCACGACGCGGACGCGCGUUCAUUACAACUUUGCACGCUGCCGCGGAGUCUAGGAUUGAACGCCCAUUUAGAUACGGCGACCGUCUCCAGGUUACUCAGUGGGCCGCGGCCCAUCGUCGCGGUCGUCGGCGACGACCGCGUCCAGGGGUGCGGCUUCCUGCGGCAGGCCCGUUUAGUGGAUUUCCUGCUCGACCACGCCGACGAGGUGCUGCUUUCAGGAUUAUGCGCGCGGGAGUGCCUCGCGGCAUUGAAUGUGGAUGUCGGCCGCGGAGUUGUUGACGAGGCCGUCUUCCCCGUCGCCAGGCGGCUGAUGGCCAAAGCUGUCAGGCGCAAGGUCGCGUUACGCUUACCCUGCGACUUCGCGACCGGUGAUAUCGACGUCGACGAGAAGGGCCAGAUCAAGGUGAGUGAAGACGACGAUGACGAAGAGGACGAGUCCGAGGAGGAGGAAGAGGAGGAGGACGACGACGAGGACGGCGACGCGGGCGGCUUCGAGUAUGACGGCGAUAUUAGUGAUGCUGCUCUAGAGGGCGCGGGCGCCAAGAACGGCGUGCCGCGCGACGUCUUCGCGCUCGACAUCGGCCAGCAGACUAUUGAAUCUUUCCGGGCGUCGCUGAACCGCGCUUCGACCAUCUUCUGGUCCGGCGCCGUCGGCAGCGUCGAGUGCUCGGCCUUCCAGCAGGGUACAAGGGAUGUGGCCGAGGCCUGCGCCGAGGCCGCGGCGGAACGAAAAGCGCUCGUCGUUAUUGCAGGACGGACCGCGACGACCUGGGCGCGGAAUUUCGCGGGCGAUGCUGAUGAUGAUGAAAAUGAGUCGGGCGUCUGCCUCGUCGACGCGGACGGGCGGAACGCCUUCGCUCACAUCUUGUGCGGCGGGCCCUUCGCGCCGUGCCUCGACGCGGUCCCGCGGCGCGAGCCGACGGACGACGAGCGGCUGCUGCCGGCGGAGCUCGCGCAGAAGCAGCGCGAGGCGGCCGAGGCUUCGGAUGCGGAGGAGGACGACGACGAGGAAGGGGACUACUAAGUUUAGAGUGGUAUUUUA
Messenger RNA from Pelagomonas calceolata, 4859 nucleotides. NCBI's taxonomy places the organism in Eukaryota, Pelagophyceae, Pelagomonadales, Pelagomonadaceae. The record is from the annotation of a GenBank genome assembly.